Molecule: messenger RNA, 3808 nt
Organism: Colius striatus (speckled mousebird)
Lineage: Eukaryota; Metazoa; Chordata; Aves; Coliiformes; Coliidae
Gene: EOGT
Product: EGF domain specific O-linked N-acetylglucosamine transferase
Exons: 17
Coding region: 284-1867 (527 amino acids)
Cellular component (GO): endoplasmic reticulum lumen
Molecular function (GO): protein N-acetylglucosaminyltransferase activity
Source: RefSeq, a predicted model, not a curated record
GUGUGAAGGAGGGGCGCGCGGCGGGGCCGCCCUGAGGGCGGGCGGGCGGGAGCAGCCCUCACGGCGGCCGCCCUUCUCCCGCGGAGCCUGGUGGGGCCGGGCCGGGCGCGCUUCCCCCCCGCUCCGACAGCCGCCAGCUGCCGCGGCGGCAUGAGGAUUAAGGCCGUCGGUGAGCGCGUCACGGGAGGAGCCACUGGGCUCCCCGGGGCUGAGCUGAGGUUUGUACUUGAGAAAUCUGGAGCAGCUCUUCUCAAACCAAACAGUACAGAGCUCAUAGGUUGCCAUGUUCAUGUUGCUUGUAUUUGGAUUGCUACUGCAAGAAGUUCUGGCUAAUUCCCAAGCUGAAAAUGUCACUGAAAUAAAACCCAUUCCAGAAGAGCCAUUAUAUAGCUACAAAGCCGUCAACUUGCCAGAAGAGCAUAUUCCAUACUUUCUGCACAAUAAUCAGCAUAUUGCUGGCAUCUGUAGGCAGGAUUCUCUUUGCCCAUAUAAGAAAUAUUUGAAGAAGCUAAAAUCUUGCUGGGGUUAUGAGAAAUCGUGCAAACCAGAUUCCAGGUUCAGUUACCCGGUCUGUGAUUAUGUGGAAACUGGAUGGGCAAGUGACAUUGAGACAGCCCAACAGAUAUUCUGGAAACAAGCUGACUUUGGUUACGUUCGAGAGAGGCUCAAUGAAAUGAAAACCCAUUGUAAGCCUGCAGCAACAGGAGAUUCAUCUCUGACCUGUUCUCAAUACCUUCAGCAUUGCAGAGCGACAAACUUGUACAUCGAUUUACGGACAGUGAAAAGAAACCACGACAGAUUCAAAGAAGACUUUUUCCAGAAGGGGGAAAUCGGAGGUCACUGCACUCUGGACGUUCAGACGUUUCUGGCUGAAGGUCAGCGCAAGAGCCCCCUGCAGUCUUGGUUUGCAGAACUCCAGACAUUUACUGCAUUAGACUUCAGGCCUCUAGAAGAUGGGAAGUGUGACGUUGUUAUUGAGAAGCCAACAUACUUCAUGAAAUUAGAUGCAGGUGUUAACAUGUACCAUCACUUCUGUGAUUUCGUCAAUCUGUACAUUACACAGCAUAUCAAUAAUUCCUUCAGCACUGAUGUCAACAUAGUCAUGUGGGACACUAGCUCCUAUGGCUACGGUGACCUGUUCAGUGAGACAUGGAAGGCGUUUACUGACCAUGAGAUAAUACACUUGAAAACCUUUGACUCUAAAAGGGUGUGCUUUAAAGAAGCAGUUUUCUCAUUACUGCCUCGAAUGCGAUAUGGCUUGUUUUAUAACACACCAUUGAUCUCUGGCUGCCAUGGUACAGGGCUAUUCAGAGCAUUUUCUCAGCAUGUGUUACACAGAUUAAAUAUCACACAAGAAGGACCUAAGGAUGGGAAAAUUCGAGUCACAAUACUUGCCCGCAGUACAGAUUACCGGAAAAUACUAAACCAGAAUGAGCUUGUGAAUGCUUUGAAAACGGUAUCGACGUUGGAGGUCAAAGUGGUCGACUACAAGUACAAGGAACUUGAGUUUUCAGAGCAGUUGAGAAUUACCCACAACUCUGAUAUAUUCAUUGGGAUGCACGGAGCUGGACUUACCCAUUUGCUCUUUCUGCCAGACUGGGCUGUUGUUUUUGAACUAUACAAUUGUGAAGAUGAACGUUGUUACCUGGAUUUGGCAAGGCUGAGAGGCAUUCAUUACAUUACCUGGCGAAAAAGGAAUAAAGUAUUCCCUCAGGAUCAGGGACACCAUCCAACGCUGGGAGAACAUCCAAAAUUUACCAACUACUCCUUUGAUGUGGAAGAAUUUAUGUACUUGGUGCUUCUGGCUACAAAUCAUGUUUCACAGCAUUCCAAGUGGCCAUUUAGGGUAAAACAUGAUGAAUUCUAAAUUAGACUUCUGACUGAAAUAGUAUUUUUAAGUAAUGCUCCAUAAAAAUCUUGUACCAACAUAAAGCAAAAUGCUGGUGUGAAACACGUAAACCUCUACGAGGGAAAGAACCCAUCAUUAACUUAUCCAGCCACUUCCUGGCACCAUACCUUCUCUUUACAAUCCCUCCCUUUAAUUCUGGGAGGUUUUGAUAUGUAAACACUAUUUUUCAGACCUCUUUUGGGUUUCUGUGCUGUAUUUUUACGUUCUGAAUUGGGACAUGCUCGUCUUUGUGUACAAGUCCAUCCAUUUCACUGAAUGUUUUCUGGAGCAGACACUAAUCUUGUAAUAGUUUAUACCUUCUCUUAUGUGAGGAAAUCCUAGAAGCUGGAGAGGGUUACAGCUUAAUUUCUCACUGGGAGUGAACUAAGCCUGUCAGAGCUCCUCAGUUCCUCUUUUGAAGAAGCUGAGUGCUUUGAUAUAUAGCCCUGUAUCUGUAAGUAACAUUCUGCAUAGGGAUUGCCUUUCUGUAGUAAGACACUGCCCAGUAUGUCUUUUGCAGCCAACUUAUGUGGUGCGAUGGUUCCAGAAUGGCUGGUUAGUUCCUUUCCAUCACUAUCCACAUCAUUUCUGUGCUUGUCCCCGUAUUGUUUCUAGGGGUGAAGAUCUUCCUUUGUGUAAUAGCAGUUGUCAGAAAGAAGUGGUUAAGAAAGCUUUAACUCCUCUUGUUUGGUCCGGCUGAGUACAGAGUAUAUUUCAUGUUAAGAAACAUUUUUUUCAAGUUAGAAAGCAGCAUGUCUUGUGUUUUUGGAUUUAAAUAUAAACUUCUGACUCUCUCCCUCUAGUUUGAAAUGCUAAAAUAGAUAAAGUCUGCUCAGUAGGUUUAGUCAGUCUUCUAUCUCAUGGCACAUAAAUCUUGUCCGAAGUGCAUACUUAAACCAUCAGGUAAUCUGAGUGUUUCAACUUUUUCACAUAAACAUGACUCUAAUGGAAAAAUGAGCAAACUAGAAUCCAACUUGAGUCUUUUUUGAGGAUGCUAAAGGGAAUGGACUUACAGUUUUUUGACAAAUGACCUGCACAGUGUGCUUUUCAACUGCAGCUGAAAGGAAGUGAAGUCAUGAGGAACCUCGUUCCUGCAGUCAUUAAAAGCCUCAUCUAUUCAUAUUCUUGUUUUCUCAAUGUCAGAGAGUCUAGAAAACUUGGGAAAAUCCUUUCAAAGCCAGUAGCAUAGUUCCCUGUGUCUAGUAAAGGAAAUAGUAAGCCAAAGCCAAAUUCUUAUGAAAUUCCCUUCAGGGUUGACAUGUUGAUGGAGAGAAAAAGGGAGCAGUUCUGUUGUCUUAAGUGGGGCCAGAAGGAAGAGUCGAGUUCAGGGCAAUAAAAAACCCAGAGUUCUGUGUUAAAUUAUGGAUCUUUUUAAAGAACAUAUUCCCAUGAUGGAGUUGCAGUGUAAUCAUACAGCCUCAGUGGCCUGAAGCACAGCAUACACUUGUAUGCAAAAGCCAAACAGUUCCAGUAAAUGUAAACAUUCCAGUGGUGUAACUGUAGGUGUUACUGACUUCCAUGCUCUGACAGUCACAGGCAAUUUCCCAGGGUGUGGAUCCAUUUACUGACCUGCCUGUAGUGGUCAGGAUGAGUUACUGUGAGCAUAAUUCCCACAUAGCUCUCUCACAACCAUAAGCAGUGCAUGGGAAAGCGGGACAGAGGUGCUACACGACAUGUGUGAGGUGUCUGCUGCACUUCUUACUGAGACAUAAAACUCCUUUACUUUAAAGAACCAUAGAAGCAAAAUUGCACUUCUUGACCUAAAGAAAAAAACCCUUGAGAAAUACAAUUUCCUGUAUUUGAGGGGAAAGGGGAUGUGUGUGUGGGUUUUUUUUCACCCUGUGGGAUGUUUAAAGAAAUGAGUAAAAUGUCUGAGUUCGAGUGAAACCAACUCAAAAUAAAGAUGACAUUUAACUAUGA